Toxorhynchites rutilus septentrionalis is the source of this 1341-nucleotide messenger RNA. RefSeq names its product venom serine protease-like. Gene Ontology annotation, molecular function: serine-type endopeptidase activity. Lineage: Eukaryota; Metazoa; Arthropoda; Insecta; Diptera; Culicidae. Bases 23 to 1207 code for a protein of 394 amino acids. The transcript is spliced from 5 exons. The record is from RefSeq and is a predicted model, not a curated record. Gene Ontology annotation, biological process: proteolysis.
GUUCAUUAUACCAUUAUUUAAAAUGUGUCUGCGAAUAGUGUGUUUCGUGGCAAUUGUUGUUAGUUUUCUGCUGAAUCAUAUGGUGAACGGGGCGUGUCAUUACUCGCUGGAUAUGAAGUUUGGCUCCGACUAUUACAUGACGUCGCCGAUGUACCCCCUUCUGUAUCCCCCGAAUACGCAAUGCACCUAUCGCAUCAACGCCCCGUUUGGGUAUAGAAUUAAUUUCACCUGCCAGGACUUUCAGAUUCCAAGUAGCCUGAAUUGCAAGUACGAUGCUUUGUACGUUUCAUACUCUGGCAAAGAGGACCUGAGCGAUGCCUAUAUUUAUUGCGGUGCUGGCGUCAUUCGGGAGAAAUCUAUCGCUAACACUAUGUAUCUCCGGCUUCAAGCCGCUCCGACGAGUCGUGGAGGCAAAUUUCUCUGUUCGAUGUCCCUCAUUUCUCAGAGCUGUUCGUGUGGAAAAAAGAAAACGAAACGAAUCGUUAACGGCGUCGAAACGAUGGUUAACGAGUUCCCAAUGAUGGCUGCCAUGAUUGAUGUGGAGGAGCGAUCCAUAAUAUGUGGCGCCACCAUAAUUGCUGAGAAUUACGCGAUAACGGCGGCUCACUGUGUCUUACAGCGAACCAUCGAUGACACCGUUCUCCUGGUGGGCGAUCAUAACCUAACGACGGGUAGUGACACCCCAUAUGCUCGGCCGUAUGUUCUUGCCCAGUUCUUGGCUCAUCCUGGCUUUUCCAACCGACCGGUUUCGAACGAUAUCGCUCUUAUCCGCACCUUGCAGCGGAUUCAGUACAACGACGGCGUUGGUCCGGUCUGUUUGCCGUGGAAAUUUCGGGCAAACAACUUUGACGGUGCCGUCGUGGAGGCUUGCGGCUGGGGUCAUCUGGAUUUCGGUGGACCAGGCUCGAAUGUUCUCAACAAGGUGGCGCUGGACGUUAUCAGCAAUCGGGACUGCUCGGAACGGCUGAACAGCACUGUUGCGUAUCAAAAAAUGUGCACCUACACACCCCUAAAGGACACAUGUCAGUUCGAUUCCGGUGGGCCCCUAUUCUACACCGAGCCGGGCAGUGGAUUAGUCUACGAAGUGGCAAUCGUGAGUUAUGGCUUUGGGUGUGCUUCCCGGAGUCCUAGCGUUAACACUCGGGUUACCGAGUAUUUGGACUGGAUUAUGGCCAACAGCCCGGAUACGUUCUACUGCUUUCAGUGACGAAGCGCUUGAAAUGAUACCGUGAUGUGUUUGAAUGAUUGCCACUAUAUUCUCUUAUGUGAGAUCUAUUCGUGGGAUUGGAUGGGUACAAUUUUAUGAACCAGUGAAUUAAUAAGGAAUGACAAUAAUAAAUC